AUGAUGCAUCAUGACGACCCCAAGGCCGCGGCCGCGGCCGGUGAAGCACUGGUGGUUGCGCUCCUGUCUAUCCCGGCACUUGUCCAUUUCUUCGCCAAGGCAAGGCUGUACAGGGCAAGAGGUUAUACGACCGUCUCGGGAUUUUACGAGGAUCAGGACGGAGAGGCCACCGAGGAGUCCACCCACGAGUAUUCGGACCUCGUGCCGCGUGUGGGUUCCUGGCUGAGCUCGGCCCUUGGACUGGCUUCCUCGAUCGUGGCAGGCGUCUUGUAUCAGCGCGUGGGCCCGUCAUCUGGGCUACUGGGUUUCACGAGCAGAUGGGCAGAUGUACUUGCCUGGGGCUUCCUACUCUUCCAAUCCAUCUCUCUCCCCAGGAGAGGUGAUUACAGAGCUAAAUUUCGCCUGGCCAACUUUGCUCUCGUCUGCUCAGUGUUGAUCCUCGCCUCCUUGGUCUACCGGAGCAAGUUCACUCAUGUUCUCAGGGCGCCUCCAGAUUCCCCGCGGCUCGCCCAGGGCAUAUGCUGGCUUCUACAGGCAAUCUCCGCUGCUGGCGCCUUUUUCGCCUUUGGUUCCUUCCCCCGCAGACCCGACGUGUACUUCAGAGGAACACUUGUUGACCAGCAACAUACCGUCUCCUUGCUGUCAAAGAUAUCGUUUUCUUGGAACAGCCUCGUCUUUGACAUCUCCAAACAGCGCCAGCUGGAGAUGGAAGAUCUUCCGAGGCUGGACCAUCUCACGCGUUCGAGAAAUCUACAUGACAUGUUCACCGCCCGGGAUGGCAGCGGGAGGCUGUGGUGGCGUCUUCUGAAGUUUCACUGGGUCGAGCUCGCACAGCAGUGGUGCCUGGUUUUUGUUUCUGCCGUCCUUGCUCUGAUCCCCAACUACAUGAUGUACAACCUCUUGGGCCGGCUGGAGCAACCCAGCACCCCUGAUUCGAGCAUUGCGGAGACUCUGGCCUGGGCGCUUGCUCUCUGCCUUAGCCUUUCCCUCGACAGCAUUGUCGGCAGCCUUCUCAGCUGGUGGACUACCAGCCGCCUAGUAAUCCCUCUGGGGGCCGUGUUACAAACCUUGGUGUUUGACAAAGCAAUGAAGGAGCACGAAACGGCUAUGCCACCCCCUCGGGCUCAGGAGCAGGAUGGGCAAAAGGCUGAUUCCAAGGACAACAACGACAGGGAUGGCAAGGGAGACACGGUCCCAAAGGCACAGGGAAAGGAAAAGAAGGACGAGGUCCGCCAAUCAGUGAUUAAUCACAUGAAACUCGACUCGGGCCGUGUCACCAUGUUUUGCAGCUUCAACUACUACCUGCCCCUGGCCGUCGUCAAGCUCGUCUUGGCGGGCGGCUUCCUCGUCACUCUCCUCGGCUGGAAAGCAGUCGUUGCUGGGCUCGGAUCCGCCGCGUUGGUGAUCCCCCUCAACACUUGGAUGUCGAAGAAGUACGCCAAGAUCCAGUUUGGCCUAAUGAGAUACCGGGACGGCAAGGCCCACCUCCUCACAGAGGCCCUGCAGGGGAUGCGGCAGAUCAAGUACUCCGCGCUCGAGCAACACUGGGAGGGCAAGAUCCUCAAGUCUCGUAAUGAGGAGUUGGCCCAGUACUGGAAGGCCUCGCUCUUCAUGUGCGGCGUCAUGCUCAUCAUGAACCUUGGGCCACUCCUUCUCGCGUGCGUGUCGCAGAGCGUGUACGCCUGGGAACAAGGCGGUCAUGUCAAAGCCUCUGUAAUCUUCGCCUCGCUGGGACUGUUCGAUCAGCUCGACGAAGCGACAGCACUGCUACCCAUCCUGCAAGUCUACAUGAUGGAGGCCUGGACCUCGUGCGUCAGGCUCGAGAAAUACUUCUCGCAGCCCGACAAAGCCCCUGUUGCGGUCCCGGCAGACACAAUCGUCUUCGAAAACGCGACUGUCGCCUGGCCGAAGAAGGAAGACCCUGAUGCCGCGCCCGAGCCGACUGCAGAGCGCUCUAUGCUUCGGGACGUGUCACUCAGGUUCCCCGAGGGCAACUUCAGCAUCGUGGCUGGCAAGACGGGAUCAGGCAAGUCCCUCCUCUUGGCUGCGAUACUUGGUGAGGUGAAACUGCUCUCUGGGACCGUGAAGACCCCGACACCGCCGCCUGAGGAGGAACUGGACCAAGCCAAGCCGAUCUCCCCAGAAGAAUGGCUUAUCCCAUCCCUGACCGCCUUUGUGUCGCAAACUCCCUGGAUUGAAUCUGGCACCGUGCGGGAGAACAUCAUCUUUGGUCUCCCCUUCGUCGAGUCGCGGUACCAGGAUGUCCUCCGCGCCUGCUCCUUGGAGAAGGACGUCGAGCUCCUUAUCGACGGGGAUGAGACAGAAGUGGGACCCAAGGGUGUGACGCUUAGCGGCGGCCAGAGGUGGCGUGUCGCUCUUGCUAGGGCCCUGUAUUCUCGUGCGGGUAUCCUGAUCUUGGACGAUGUCCUCUCUGCGGUGGAUGCUCAUGUCGGGCGGUGCAUAGUCGACCUCGCGCUGACCGGGGAGCUUGCAGAAGGGAGAACCCGGGUCCUGGCCACCCACCACGCGGAGUUGUGCUUGCCUAAAGCCAGCUAUCUCGUCCGGCUCCAGGACGGCCGCGUGGAAAGCGCCGAGACUAUCACACCUACCGACACUACUGUCGCUUCCUCACGCGGGUCGAAACGCUCUUCCGUUCACGACGUCAGCGAGACUCAAACCAUGAUUGACGCACAGGAGAGCCAGAUCUCUGAGGAGACGACGAUUGCUGGGACAGAACAACCCAAUGGCGACAAGAAGAAGUCGAGCAAGGAAGACGAGGAGAAGCGCGAGACCGGCCGCGUCAAAUGGAAGGUGUACAGGACCUACCUCGAAGCCAGCAAAGCUCCGGUGCUUUGGUUCUUUGUCUUCCUCUUUAUUGUCUCCGCCGGCCUGGCGAGUAUCGGUCGGGUAUGGAGCUUCAAAAAGCUCACUGAUGGGUCGUCCGCUGAAGGUGCAAGCAAUCUUUCGGCCACGUUCAACCACUACGACAGCUCGAGGAUGUUCCUGCAGAAGAGUAUGAUGUAUUCCGAUGUGGUACCACAUAGCAUACAAACAGUAUCUGUGGAGGGCCGCUCUAUCUGGUUCUGGAUCGGCAUGAGUGUGGUGUUCUAUGUGUUGAUGGUUGUUCUUCAGGUCGCUCGGAGCAUCACAAUGACGGCCAUUGGGCUUCGGACCUCUCGGGUCCUGUUCGAGAGGAUGACACACGCCAUCCUCCGGGCGCCGCUCCGCUGGGUUGACAGCGUGCCAGCUGGCAGGAUCCUGAACCGAUUCACGUCCGACGCCUUCAUGGUUGACAGGCGUCUUCCCGGCGAUCUGGCAAACUUCCUGCACAGCAGCUUCUCGCUCGUCGUCACAAUCGCGGCCAGUCUGUCUGUGUCCCUCUGGGUGAUUUUUGCAGGUCUUCUCCUCAUGUUUGUCUACGCUCGGGUUGCGAGCAAGUACAUCAACGUUGCUCGCGAAGUGAAGAGACUGAAUUCCAUCUCUCACUCUCCAAUCUACGACCAGUUUGGAUCCGUCCUGUCGGGUCUUUCAACCAUCCGUGCCUUCCACCGGACAAACUUUUACAUGGAUCGGAUGUUCAACCUCAUUGACAACUCCCACAAAGCAAGCUGGGCACUGAGCUUGUCGGGCCGGUGGAUGUCGUUUCGACUUUCCAUGCUCGGCACAGUCUUUGUCACCGUCGUCGCCAUUGUGGCAGUCUCUGGUCAUGUCGACGCGGCGCUUGCAGGUUUCGGUCUCACCUUCGCGCUGAGGUACUCGUGGAGACUGACCUCGCUCCUCUCAAGCAUGACAUCGCUGGAAUUAAGCUUCAACGCGGCCGAACGUGUCAUUGAGUAUUCUGAGAUCGAGACAGAGCCUGAGGAUGGGAGGGACGCCCCUGCCGCUUGGCCAGCCGAGGGCAGGAUAGAGGUUGAGAAGUUGUCCGUCGCCUACAAGGACACCCUCCCCCCUGUCUUGAAGAACCUCAACUUCGAGGUCAAGCCAGGUGAACGGAUUGGUAUUGUUGGGAGGACCGGAGCCGGGAAGUCGACCCUGGCGUCUGUCUUCUUCCGCCUGCUCAAGCCCCGGGAGGGCUCUGUCGUCAUAGACGGCAUCGAUAUCGCAGACCUGAAGCUGACGCAGCUACGCAGCCGGCUCGCUAUCAUCCCUCAGGACCCCUUCCUCUUUUCGGGGUCGCUGAGGUCCAAUCUUGACAUGGAUGACACCAAGGAAGACUAUGAGCUGCAGACGACGCUACAGAGCGUCCACCUCGCCAAGCCGCAGCCAGCCAGUACUGAGAGACCUUCUCAGUACCCCGUGGUGUCGUCCCACGCGGAGACUGUCGUCUCAACCACAGAGGCCAUCGCGGAGCCACCAACCCAUGAGACGCCAGCCUCUAGUGCCGUCGUCGAAGAUACCGACGCGGCGCCCACUGCUGCGUUGGUGACCACGACGGCGACGGAAUCCCCCGACAGCACCGACAUCUUCAACAACCUGUCCAUGGAGAUCAGCACCGGGGGAGGCAACCUGUCACAGGGCCAGCGUCAGCUUGUGUGCCUCGCGCGCGCACUGCUCGCGAGGCCCAAGAUUGUGGUCAUGGACGAAGCCACGUCCGCCGUCGACCGGGCCACAGAUGCGGCGAUCCAGUCUAGCCUGCGUGAUGCCUUCGCCGCGGCUGGCUGCACCGUCCUGGUGAUCGCGCACCGGUUGAGCACUGUUGCUGACUUUGACAAGAUCCUGGUCCUGGAGAACGGCCGGAUGGCAGAGAUGGGGUCCCCAAGAGAGCUGCUCGAGCAGGGGAUGAAGAGGGAUGAGCAGAAGAAGCCCGGCGAGGGCGACGAGGGCAGCGGGGCGGGCAAGCAAGAUGGUGAGGGCGAGGCCGGGGAAGAUGAAGUAGGCGAUGGCACGGGGGCAUUCUGGGACUUGGUCCAGAGCAGUGCUGAGAAGGAUAAGCUGGUCCAGAUGAUCCUGGGCAACAAGGGUUCUCAGUAG
Molecule: messenger RNA, 4971 nt
Organism: Diaporthe batatas
Lineage: Eukaryota; Fungi; Ascomycota; Sordariomycetes; Diaporthales; Diaporthaceae
Exons: 4
Coding region: 1-4971 (1656 amino acids)
Biological process (GO): transmembrane transport
Cellular component (GO): membrane
Molecular function (GO): ABC-type transporter activity; ATP binding; ATP hydrolysis activity
Source: RefSeq, a predicted model, not a curated record